Boleophthalmus pectinirostris (great blue-spotted mudskipper) is the source of this 2221-nucleotide messenger RNA. RefSeq names its product fibrinogen beta chain (gene fgb). Gene Ontology annotation, molecular function: signaling receptor binding. Gene Ontology annotation, cellular component: fibrinogen complex. Gene Ontology annotation, biological process: blood coagulation; platelet activation; protein polymerization. The transcript has 13 exons. Lineage: Eukaryota; Metazoa; Chordata; Actinopteri; Gobiiformes; Gobiidae. The record is from RefSeq and is a predicted model, not a curated record. The coding region runs from base 35 to 1507 and encodes 490 amino acids.
CCGGUUAGGAUCGAAGAGAAGCACCAACGCUAGGAUGAAGUUGCUCUUGCUGCUGGUUCUGCUGGGCUGUGGAGUCCGGGCCCAAGAAGAUUAUGAUGAUUAUGAUUCAGACACAAAGAAGAACAACACGGUCGCUACGGCAACAGUCGAUGCUCGCGGUCACCGACCUCUCAUCAAAGGACGAGAGCUUUACCUGACCAACCGUUACAGCCCCCCUCCCAUCAGCUCCGGAGGAAGGUACAGCGGGCGUCCAGGGACCACCACAGUGACCGCCCCUCAGGAGCAGGAGAAGGUGGAGCAGCCAGAGAGUGGAGGCUGCACACACGCCAUGGAGGAGAUGGGCGUGCUGUGUCCUAACGGCUGUGAGCUGAAAACCAUGCUCCAGAAGCAAGAAAGAAAUGUCAAAACCAGCAUUAAUCAACUGCGCCCCCAAGUGGAAGAACUGACCCGAGAGUCCAAUAACAUUUUUAACUACAUGAAAAGCAUGUCCAACAACCUCAGAGAGAGACAGGUCAUCAUCAGAGACAACAACAACGUGGUGGGCCAGUACACAAACCGAGUGGAGGAGCAGCAUGCUUACAUAAAGGAGACAGUCGACACUCUUCUGCCGUCUAACAUCAGGGUCCUGCAGGGCGUCCUGGAAAAGAUCCGACUGAAGAUCCAAAAGUUGGAGAAGGCCAUUCAAACUCAGACUGAGUCCUGCCAAGAGCCAUGCAGGACCAAGUGCCCCGUCCCUGUUGUGUCUGGUAAGGAAUGUGAGGACAUCUUCCGUCGUGGAGGUGUGGAAUCUCAGAUGUACAUGGUUCGCCCAAAUCCUUUCGGCCCGGCCUUUAAGGUCUACUGCGACCAGGAAGCUCACAAUGGAGGCUGGCUGGUGAUUCAAAAUCGGUUGGACGGUAGCGUGGACUUCGGUCGCCGCUGGGACGAUUACAGAAACGGUUUUGGAAAUGUCGCUUUGGAUGUUGGAAAAGGACACUGCCAAACUCCAGGUGAAUACUGGCUUGGAAACGAAAGAAUCAGUCAGAUCUCUAGACUGGGACCCACUGAGCUGUUAGUGGAGAUGGAGGAUUGGGACGGUGCAAAGGUGCACGCUCAGUACCAGCAGUUCACGGUUCAGAGUGACACCACUAACUACGUGUUAGCGGUGGAUAAGUACAGUGGCACGGCCGGUAACUGUCUCCUGGAGGGCUCCACUGAACAUUUCGGCGUCAACAAAACUAUGACCAUCCACAACGGAAUGAUGUUCAGCACGUACGACCGUGACAAUGACAACUGGAAUCCCGGGGACCCGUCUAAACAGUGCGCGCGGGAGGAUGGUGGCGGCUGGUGGUACAACCGCUGCCACUCGGCCAAUCCGAACGGCCGAUACUACAUGAGCGGGGUUUACAGCAAACUGAUGGCAAAGCACGGCACAGACGACGGCAUGGUGUGGAUCAACUGGAAGGGAGCGUGGUACUCGCUCAAGGCCAUCAGCAUGAAGAUACGGCCAUUCUUCCAGUCAGGAUAAAAGUGAAAAUGAGAACACUGCAAAAAUAUUGAUACUUUGCAGCUGAUGUCAUGAACACUCUCUGGGGUGUGAAGCUAACUGGAGGCACUACUCCGUCUGAAGCUCUGUUACUCAAGUUAGACAGUUUUUUUUGUUUUUUGUUUUGUUUGUUUGUUUGUUUGUUUUUUUCAGUUAGUCACUCUUUCUUUUGUGGAAAAUCAAACACCUGAACAGGAACCACAAACGCUUGUAUUCAUCACAGGCUUCUAAAAAAGGGAAGUUUAAAAUUUUCUAGAGUUUUCAGACGAUCUUAAAAGGUUUUUUUGUCGGAGUUUGCUAAUGUGUACAUUGUGUCUCCAUGGUAACUGCUACAUGUAUCUCUAAUAGUGCAAUGCUACUUUAUAAAACACCCCCAGAAUGAUGUCACUGCAAAGUAUCAAUAAUGUAUAUGAGUUACCUGAAGAAGUAUGUGAUGUCCUGUUUUAUGCAGUAUUCUGGUUUUUACUUUGGAUAUGGUUGAUAUCCUAUGGAAAAAAAUACAAUUUUUAAGGGACACUAUGAAACUUUUCUGGUCAGGCCUGUCAAAACACAACUCCAGGUUUGUUAUUAAUAAAGACCAAUAAUGCAUUUUGUUAAAAAAGUAAAAACAGAACAAAGAAUAAAUAAAUAUUUGAAACUAGCCUGAAAAUAACAGUGGGGAAAGUACUUUGUUGAGCUGGGGACAGGCAAGAACAA